Molecule: messenger RNA, 2274 nt
Organism: Cylindrotheca closterium
Lineage: Eukaryota; Bacillariophyta; Bacillariophyceae; Bacillariales; Bacillariaceae
Source: the annotation of a GenBank genome assembly
AUGAGAGAAACUUUGGGCGAAGUAGCCCUGAACAGGCAAGACAAUGAAAAAGAUAUCCCUUUCUUCGCCCCAGAAUCGGAAGAUAUCUCUGAUGGAGAAGAGUCUGUCCAUCCUGCAUUGAAAGACGCUGGUAUCCUUUGCGAGGGCCAAGAAGCCAUGUGGGUAGAGGAUGACGUUAGCGAAAUUUUCCGCAGGGCAUCAUCAGACGAUAAAUAUGAGAGCAAAAGAAAGAAUACUUUCAAACUGUUCCGCGGCAAGAGGAAAGCUCAAAAGGCCGUUGUACUUCUGCCUCCUCAACCCGUCGACAAGGAAGAUGUCGAGAAUCAAGAAAACCAGCCGGCUCCAGAAAACAACGACGACCAAGCCCCCAACAACAUGAACGAAUCUCACAAUAGCUUGGACGGAGACGAGCAAAAACUAAGAGAAGAAGAGAUGAAGGAAAAGGAAGGAAGCAAUGUUGACGAAGACCCCAAGUUUGAAAGUGCAGAAGAAACCAAUGAACAAGAACAAGAGGAAGACGUCGAAGACGUGGUCCACGGCUCCAUUGAUAUUCCUGAUGAGAUUCUUGAGGAAAUGCAUCUACAGGGUGAAGAUGCUGUAGAAAGAGCAAGAAAAGACCUCGAUUCAGAAGGUUCCGAUUCGAAGUCACAGAUCUCUUCCCUCGGAUUGACUACCGACUCACUUGGUUUAGAGGAGGAGUAUGGUGUCGAGAUGAAUAUUCCUUCGUCUGGAAAAGCUGUUGAAAUUGUUGGGACUGGCCCUAUGAUACUCGAGCCGGAAACCAUCAUGCAAGCGGACGAAAAGGAAGGAAAAGAUUCCAACGGCAAGAAAGCUAAAUGGGGUCUGCUGCGAAUGUUUAAGAGCAAGCCCAAGCAUCAAAAGGUUUCGUCCAAUUCUACCGAAGAUGUACCCCUUGAAAAGAUUGAGGCAGUAGAAAGUGAGACCGAAGGUACUUCUUCGGGUCCAACUCUCAACGAACCAGAAACGUCGGCAUCAAUACCCGUAGAUGAUUCGUCCUAUCACGAACCAGACCGAUAUUCUGUGGCCGCUCCAAAAGCUGCUCUUGCUGAUGAUAUGGAAGAAUGUGAUUCAUUCUCUGACGAUGAAGAGGAAGCUCCUGAUAGCUUUCAUCAGUCUGAGGAAGACGAAGACAAGGAAGAAGAAGACGAUGACGUCGACGAUAGGUACAGGAUCGGUCCUCCAAAGAAGUCAAACAGCGAAAGUAAUGAUGGUGAAAGUGUUGUCUCUGUAGAACAGGAAAUGAUCCCAAAUCGUGCUGAGGAUAGAAAACCUGUAAUCUCACUGCAAAUCGAUUGUCACGAAGAGGCCACAGUCGUGAACAACGUCGACCCUUCCGUUGAAAAUGCUGAUGGACCACCGAGUGUCCAUAAUUCCCCGGAGCUUCGAGUAGACGAGGUCGACAAGGUGGACGAUAUUGCGGAGCAGGAAGAAGAAAAUUUGACUGCGAACGAAGCGACUAUUCGAGAUGAGAAGACUACAAAGCGAAAGAGUAAAUUUGGAGGGAUUUUUGGGCGACGAAAGACAAAAAUUGCUGGUAAGAAGACAUCCAGAGUACAGAAAGCUUCCAAGGCUUCCAAGGCAGACGAGAGCCUUUCUAUGGAAGCUGACGAAAUGGUCAAAAAUCAGCCACCCAAUCCGUCAUCCAAUCCGUCGAAGACCCCAAAAGAACCGAAACGCGCCGAACGAUCUCCAGUUGCCAGCAUCAAGGGAGACUCCAUGACAGUUAUUGCCAAUGCAAUCAGCAAGGGAGCUCUAAUGGCUGUUGAAUCCAACCUUGAGACAGAAGGCACCAUUAAAUCAAGAAGACUUCGGACAAGAGCCGACUCUAGCAAAGAUGUCAUUGAUUUGAUCCGAGAAAGAACUCAGAAGUACAAUGGUAAGAGGCAAGACCCGCUUGAUUCGUCCAACAUUGGACUUCGGAUGUCGAUGUCAAAAGAUCCCUCCGGAACAGCUUUGUCUGAGCCAAAAACAGAACAGAAGGAGAGGAAAUCACUGAUGCAUCUAGCUCCAACGCCUCGUGCGAAGAAAACGGUUGACGAAAAGCUGAACGAGGAGCAUCCCAGCAGUGAAAUCAGUCACCAACAACAGAUUACAGAAAGACUUUAUGGCAACUCUGAAGGAAAGAGCAAUGUGCGACCUGCGACGAAGGUCAGCAACAUUGAAGACUUGCUGAAAGGCGUAAGCACCGACCCAACGGUCGACAGCGUGGUCAGUGAUGAAAAGGAAACGAAUGUAGUUGUGGCAGCGAUCUAG